Molecule: messenger RNA, 1890 nt
Organism: Physeter macrocephalus (sperm whale)
Lineage: Eukaryota; Metazoa; Chordata; Mammalia; Artiodactyla; Physeteridae
Gene: MISP
Product: mitotic spindle positioning
Exons: 2
Source: RefSeq, a predicted model, not a curated record
AUGUGUUUCUCUUCCCUCAGUGAACCCAGAUCGUCUCCACCCUGGGAUCCUCUGGUGGGCAGAGACGCCCAGAACAUGGACCGAGUGACCAGAUACCCCAUCUUCAGCAUCCCCCACUCACCCCGUGUGGCCGGCAUGGCCUUCAAAGGCGACACCAGCUACACUUUUGAGCUGGUGGGCGUGGGGUCUGCAGCCAGAGGCUGGGGCCAGGAUGAGCCAGUGGCAUGGCCUGCUGACCACAAGAGCUCUCUGGAAAUGGUGCAGACGGGGACACCCCUCAACCUGAGUGUCUUCCCCGGCCGGCUGGCUCCACGGCUGCCCUGCCCGGAGGACGAAGAGGAGGAGGAGGUGAAGGCAUACCACCUGGAGGCCAGGGACACCCCGCCCUGGCGGCCACGUGACCUGGAGUGGGAGCGCCGGGUGGUCAUUCAGGACCAGGCGGUCAGGAAGAGCAGCACGGUGGCCAUGCUCCAUGGCACCCCUGACCACGGGGAGCCCAGGAGCCCUGGCCGACCGCAGUCCAUGCCCCUGGAGGAGAACAUGAUUGACACGGAGCAGAUCGACUUCCUGGCAGCCAGGCGGCAGUUCAUGAGCCUGGAGCAGACGAACCCCCCACCCGGGGUGGCCCACGCCCGCGCGGGGGUUCCUCGGGACCCCCCACCUGGGGCCAGCCAGGCCUCCAAGGCCCUGAACGGGCCCCCCCUAGUCAAUGGGUAUGUCGUCCCAGUCAAGCCUCAGGCGAAGGAGGUGGUCACGGAAGAGAAGAGGGUCCACGGUUUGCCCGCCAGGUCUGGCGCCCGAGCCUCGGACGACCCUGGUUCCUGGUCCCAAGAGGGGUCCCCGGAACCCGCCAAGGAGACGCCCAUUGAGCGGGAGAUCCGGCUGGCCCAGGAGCGGGAGGCAGACCUCCGGGAGCAGAGGGGGCUGCAACGGGCGGCCAGCCACCAGGAGCUGCUGGAGAUCCCGGCCAGGCCUCUGCUGAGCAAGGUGAGCCUGGCCGCAGCCCCGCGGCCGCACAGGGGGUGCCCAUCGCUCUACGUGCAGCGGGACAUUGCUCAGGAGUCGCAGCGCGAGGAGGACCACCGGCGGGAGGGCCUGCAGGUGGGCCGGGCGUCCACCUCCGACUGGUUCUCCGAAGGCCCCCAGCCCGUUCUCAGGAGAGACCACAGCUCACACUCCAUCCUCAGCCCGACCCCAGAUGCCAGCGCAGCCAGCCCCACGCCAGAGGUGAGGAAGGUGAACCGCAUCCCACCUGACGCCUACCAGCCAUACCUGAGCCCCCGGAUGCCCCCGGGAGAAUCCCCGGCCUUCCACACCUACCGCAAGCCCAGCAGUCUCUCUGCAGAUGAGGCCAGGCCUGUGGGCUCUCCAAAGGCCACGGGGUCUCAGACGCAUCCCUCGGGAUCCUCUGCAAAACCUUCAAGCACAGAGCAGGAGCCUCCCCGGGGACCCCUGUGUGCCAACAGGGGUGUCGUGCGAUGGGAGUACUUCCGCCUGCGUCCCCUGAGGUUCGGGGUCCCGGAUGAGCCUGAGAAAGCUGAGGCCCCCCGAGUUUGGGGCUGGGAGGUGGCUGGGGCCCCGGCACUGAGGCUACAGAAGUCCCAGUCAUCAGAGCUGCUGGAGAGGGAGGUGGAGAGUGUCCUGCGGCGGGAGCGGGAGGUGGCUGAGGAGCGGCGGAGCGCUCUGUACCCUGAGGUCUUCUCCCCGCCUCCGGACGAGUGCUGUGACCAAGACUCCAGGAGCUCCUCCCGCGCAUCUGGCAUCACGGGCAGCUACUCGGUGUCUGAGUCACACUUUUUCAGCCCCGUCCACCUGCACUCGGGCCUGGUGUGGACGGCAGAGCCCUCAGCUGAGGAUUCUCCCAGGCAGAGAAAGAAGAAUGAGCAGUGG